Molecule: messenger RNA, 542 nt
Organism: Eucalyptus grandis
Lineage: Eukaryota; Viridiplantae; Streptophyta; Magnoliopsida; Myrtales; Myrtaceae
Exons: 1
Coding region: 2-436 (144 amino acids)
Source: RefSeq, a predicted model, not a curated record
GAUGGAGAGCGGUAAAGGCAUGGUGUGUGUAACGGGCGGGACUGGAUACUUGGCUACAUGGACGAUCAUGAGGCUCCUCGAGAAGGGUUACUCGGUCCGGGCCACCAUCCGUCCCGACCCAGGUAAGCACGGCGGAUCGCGACUUUAUCCGAGCACUUAUAGAAUAACGGUAAUGGACCCAGGCAGUCCAGAUCGGAAGAGGGGCAAGGGACACUCUGAAUUCGGUUGGGGUUUCUCUAGGGACUGGCGCUUUACUUUGAACGAUGCUUAUCAUUUGGCUGAAGGCUUGGAUGCUUGGAGAAAGCUGGAAGAAGACUGGAGCUGCGCGUGGAAAGCGGAUGUUGUUCCUCAUCAUUUGGUUAAUGUCACUACCAGCAUUGCCACGAGAUCCACUCUGGCGAGAAGAGAUUCGAAUGUUAGCACUAUCUCUCCUUAAUGAAUGUUGGGCUGACAUUGGUGCUCCUUCUCCCCUUCACCAUAGUUAUGAUCUUAGUCUGAGGGACUGGACCGGCGCUAAUGUUGGCCACAGAUUGGUUAUGCGU